Portunus trituberculatus (swimming crab) is the source of this 1976-nucleotide messenger RNA. It is a transcript of the gene Ns1, whose product is annotated as guanine nucleotide-binding protein-like 3 homolog. NCBI's taxonomy places the organism in Eukaryota, Metazoa, Arthropoda, Malacostraca, Decapoda, Portunidae. Gene Ontology annotation, molecular function: GTP binding. The record is from RefSeq and is a predicted model, not a curated record. The coding region runs from base 157 to 1938 and encodes 593 amino acids. Gene Ontology annotation, cellular component: nucleolus. The transcript is spliced from 10 exons.
GAGCCGAAGUUAUCACAUGUGUUUUGGUGUCGGCGAGGCGAGGCACGUGGCUCGCCAGCUUUUCGGGGACUCAAUAUUUAAGCUUCUCAUUAGUUUAGCGCCGAUCUAUUCUGCUAUCUAAGGCUCGUCGUCCGUCAGUUUUCACAUCAAGGCACAAUGGUUCUCAAAAAAAAGAAGACAAAGCGAAUGACCUUGAAGCUGAAGUACAAGAUCCAGAAGAAAGUCAAGGAACACCACAAGAAAUUAAAGAAAGAGAAGAAAAAGCAUCCAGAAAAAUUCAGAAAGAAUACUAAAGAUCCCGGUGUGCCAAAGACCUUGCCAUUCUAUGACAAGGUGAUCCAGGAGGCAGAGGCGGCCAAGCAGGCACAGGAGCAGCGGCGCGAAGAAGCCAAGCAACGCCGCAAGGAGCAGAGAGACCAAGCGCUGGCUAAGAAGAGAGACAUGGGGAACAUCAAUGAACUGCUGAGUACCGCUGAAGAACGAGGAGCCAAAUUUGAGGCCAAGCAGGCAGCAGCAACAGGGGAUGACUUACUCAGUGACAGAUCAGCCAAGGCAUAUUACAGGGAGUUCAAGAAGGUGGUGGAGGCUGCAGAUGUUGUUUUGGAGGUGCUGGAUGCCCGUGACCCUGCCGGCUCUAGGGUACAGCAGCUGGAGGCCGCCAUCCAGAGCCAGCCGGGAAAGAAGCUGGUGCUGGUGCUGAACAAGGCUGACCUGGUGCCCCGAGCCAACUUAGAGGCCUGGCUGAAGCACCUACGUCGUGAACACCCAGCCAUCGCCUUCAAGUCCAGUACUCAGAUACAAAACUCUCACCUCGCACAGACCACCGCUAAAAUUAUCAAGUCCUCCACGGAUCUGCUGCAGUCGUCACGUUGCCUGGGAGCAGAUGUGUUGCUGCAGUUGCUGAAGAACUACUGUCGCAACAAGGACAUCAAGACAGCCAUCACAGUGGGGGUUGUGGGGCUCCCUAAUGUGGGAAAGAGCAGCCUCAUAAACAGUCUGAAGCGCAGCAAGUCCUGUGGGGUCGGUGCCACUCCAGGGUUCACUAAGUCCAUGCAGGAGGUUCAUCUUGACUCCAAGAUCAAGUUGUUGGAUUGCCCGGGCAUUGUGCUUCCUGGAGGAGACUCGUCUGAUGCUGCAGCAGCUCUUAGAAAUGCCGUCAAGAUAGAGAACUUGGAGGACCCCAUCACACCUGUUGACGCCAUCCUGCAACGGGCUGACAAGAAACAGCUCAUGAUCUACUAUCAGCUGCCAUCUUUCAAGACUACUGAACAGUUCCUGGCUGUGCUUGCCAAGCGACUUGGGAAACUGAAGAAGAAAGGCAUUCCAAACAGAGACACUGCUGCUCGUAAAGUCUUGUAUGAUUGGAACAUGGGUCUCAUCAAGUACUACACAGAGCCUCCUGUUGCUACCCAGGCUGAAGUUGCCUCAGCAUUAGUCUCAGAACUGAGUCAAGAGUUUGACCUUGAUAGCCUGGCAUCAGAGGAGCGGUCCAUGGUCAAGGCUCUACCGACACACAGACCCUCACAGACCAUGGUGGUGGAGUCACUGGGGCCUGUUACAGAAGUGAGAGACAAAGAAAGAAGGGAAAAUUAUGACAGUUCAGAGAUGGAUGAAGACAGUGAUGAGGAAGAGGAAGAGGAGGAGCAGGAAGAACAGAUAUUGUCAAAGGAGGUCUGUGUCAACAUGGACAGUAGGCCUGACAGCAAAAUGGAAGAUGCCACAACUGAUAAGAAGGAACGCUGGGAGACAGAGCUGCAAGAGUUUGAUCCAUCAAAGAUAUCUCUGAAAAAGUUCCAAAAGAAAAUGCAGAAGAAAGCACGGAAGGAGAACAACCGCAACAAGAAGCGUACAGAUGAGCUCACAACAGCACUGGAGAAUUUCUCAGGGCUAAAGGAACCUUCUGAAGAUUACAAUUUCAAUGAUUAUUUUGACAAAUAAUGUAAAUUUUAUAGAAAUAUAAACUAAGCUAAUACCAA